AUGGAGGCGAUUGCUAGGACUUUUAAAUCUGUGUGGCGUACAAAGAGAGGAUUCGAGGUGAAGGACGUGGGUAAUCGUGUGGUGUUGUUCGUCUUUGAGGACAGUGUGGAUGCCGAGCGGAUUAUCAUGGGUGAGUCGUGGAGUUAUGAUAAGUUCCUAGUCUCGCUCCAGCGCUUGGAUAAGAGUGUUUCGGUUAAGGAGUUGAGAUUUAAUAUGACGAGGUUUUGGGUCCAACUCCACGACCUUUCUAUUGGUGAUAUGAAUUCGAAGUCGGCAUGUAAAAUUGGGAGGGUUAUCGGAGAAGUCCAGUCCGGUAUGAAGGAGUGGGAUACUUAUGAUGGUAGUAGUUUUAUGAGGAUCAGGGUGCUGGUUGAUACUUCAAAACCGCUGUGUAGGGGGCGUAAACUUUGUAUGGAGGACGGUAAGGGCAGCCUUACAGAGAAGGAUCAACAGUUUGGAGGGUGGAUGAGAGGUCCUAUGAUCGCUCCAAAAAAGUGUUCUAUGGUGAAGGUGGAAGGAUGUGAGGAGGACAUGGACAGGGAUAGGCAGCAGUCUUCUUCUAGGCAUGAUAAUGAUGAGAUGGAUACCAGGGAGAAUACUGUUGUUGUUUUGGAAAGGAAUGGAGUUUUUCAUCCAAGUGAGGCCGUGGAGGAGCAUGGUGUUGAUGAGGGAGUUAGGUUGAUGGGGAACUUUGUUAGGACGAACAGAAGUGGCCAAGGGAAUUUUGAUGAUAAACUUAGGGAGAUAGAUUCAGAUUUGGCUGCUUUUGAUGGUGAUGCUAUAGAUUCAGUUGCUACUCCUUCAGGUGAGACAAUUAUGGGUACGGGGACAGGGAUAGAUGGUAAUGUUGAACAGGAGCAGGUAGAUUAUAGGGCCUCUGUUGAUUUGGAGAAUUGUACUCCAUUGGGUGAGUCACUUAGAGGGUGGAAAAGAUUUCAUAUUGAUGCUGUAAUUCAAGGUGGUUCGUGUGAGACUUGGAGAUUUACGGGAUUUUAUGGAGAAUCGGAUACUAAUGAUAGGGAAGAGGCAUGGAAUAUACUGCGCAUGUUAAAUUCAAAGCCUCAUCUACCUUGGAUUCGGCCACAUGGACAGAUGCAAGCUUUUCGGGAUGUUUUGGCUUGUGGUUUUGUGGACUUAGGCUUUACAGUUCCUGAAUUUAGUUGGCAAGGUAAUAGACAUGGGCAAGUUAUAUGGGAGAGGCUGGAUAGAGGGGUUGCAAACUAUGAUUGGAUGGCUAGAUUCCCAGCAGCUACCAUUAGACAUCUUCACUGUGUAGCUUCAGAUUAUAGACCGAUUCUGUUGGUGUUUAAUCUGAAUGGGGAAGCAACUAGGUGGAAGCGCAAACCUUUCCGUUUUGAAGAAAUGUGGUUGGCUGAGAAAGAAUGUGGAGCAAUAGUUAAAAGGGCUUGGGAGAUUCAGCCGAUUGGGAAUCAGAUGUACCGAGUAGUGACUAAGAUUAAGAAGUGUAAAAAAAUGCUGAAAUCGUGGAGCAAGGAUCAUUUUGGAAGCAUUAAAAAUCAGCUUAGAUUGAAAAAAGAAUUGCUUUGGAAAGCUGAGGAGGAUUCGGCCAAGGGAGGUAACCAUGGGGUGGUGGUUCAAUUGCGACGAAAGCUGAAUGUCUUAUUAGAUAAGGAGAAUCAUUCGGAACGUGUAUUGGCUGGAGUGCAGCCCGUGGUCAGCACCUCUAUGAAUGAAGCUUUGACUUGUCCAUAUAGUAGGGAGGAGGUGGAGGUGGCUAUAAAACAAAUGGCUCCUUUAAAAGCCUCGGGCCCUGAUGGGAUGCCCCCUUUAUUUUAUCAAACCUUUUGGCCAAAUAUUGGUAUGGAAGUCUCAGAUGCUGUCCUCUCUUGUCUCAAUUCAAGUAAUCUUCUGAAGUCUAUAAAUAAUACAUUUAUUACUUUGAUUCCAAAGGUUAACAAUCCCGAAACUGUUGCUCAAUUUAGGCCUAUCAGUCUUUGUAAUGUUAUCUAUAAAAUCCUGAGUAAAGUCAUUGUCAAUAGGUUAAAACCUAUUCUGAAGUCCAUUAUUUCUGAGACUCAGAGUGCCUUUGUUGCUAAUAGGCUUAUUACAGAUAACAUUCUUAUUGCUUUUGAGUCUUUGCAUCAUAUGAAAACUCAGUGUUCUGGGAGGACAGGUUUUAUGGCUUUAAAGCUUGAUAUGAGCAAAGCUUAUGAUAGAGUGGAGUGGGUCUUUCUAGAGAAAAUUUUAUUGAAGAUGAGUUUUCAGGAUUCUUGGGUGGCCAUGAUCAUGCAAUGCAUCACAACGGUAUCUUAUUCGAUUCUGGUGAAUGGUGAACCUACAGGUCUUAUUUAUCCUUCGUGA
Messenger RNA from Quercus robur (English oak), 2322 nucleotides. RefSeq lists its product as uncharacterized. The transcript is spliced from 5 exons. Bases 1 to 2322 code for a protein of 773 amino acids. The record is from RefSeq and is a predicted model, not a curated record. Lineage: Eukaryota; Viridiplantae; Streptophyta; Magnoliopsida; Fagales; Fagaceae.